AUGAUAUAGAUUUAAAAGAGCAUCUAAAAUAGAUUGAUAAGAAGCUAUAUAUAAUUAUAUCAAUAUUUUAAUUAAAUUAUUAAGCGCUUUAUCUAGAAGAACAUUGCCUAAUAUUUUAAACUAAGCAAAAAAGCAGACGAUUCAAAUGAUUUGAUAAAAGAAUAAUAGUUCAUAGAAGAAAACAUUAAAAAGGAAAAAUCAAAAUUAAAACAACACAAUAUGGAUAUGAAAGGUGGUGUUUUAUUUAGAUAUAUGGAAGAAUUAUAUGAAUAAGUAUUAUAUAAUUGAAAUGAAAGGUAGGAGAAAUAAAAGGAUAAAAUUCAAAAGAUGCAAUAAAAGAAUUGGUUGCCAAAAUUUUUAUAAGAAUUAUGAAAGAAAAUAGAGAGUAGUUUGUGCCUGCAUACUUGUUUAGUAUUCUUAGUUAAACCUGA
Messenger RNA from Paramecium sonneborni, 431 nucleotides. NCBI's taxonomy places the organism in Eukaryota, Ciliophora, Oligohymenophorea, Peniculida, Parameciidae. The record is from the annotation of a GenBank genome assembly.